Molecule: messenger RNA, 1592 nt
Organism: Quercus lobata
Lineage: Eukaryota; Viridiplantae; Streptophyta; Magnoliopsida; Fagales; Fagaceae
Product: 2-methylene-furan-3-one reductase-like
Exons: 3
Coding region: 436-1449 (337 amino acids)
Molecular function (GO): oxidoreductase activity, acting on the CH-CH group of donors, NAD or NADP as acceptor
Source: RefSeq, a predicted model, not a curated record
UGAGCCCAUGCCUACUAUUGGAUCGAUGUGCACAAUACAUUGCUUGCCUGCCACACAAUCUUUUUGCAUUCAUCUCAUACACAAAAACAAGAACAACAUAAUCAGUACCACUAAUAUUCAUUGCAGUGAGGAGAUUUAUUUUGGUCUCAUCACUGGAGCCAUUACCCAAUUAUAGAAGAAAAAAUCACUAUGUCAAUCAUAUAGCAUAUAAGAUAUUUCAUCAUCUUCACUGGUAUCCACUCAUUUAAUCGCAGCAUCUCUUUUUCAUGGAUAGUACAAUCACUAUUUUCAGUUCUUUCCUUCCAUAACUUAAUAUAACUCUCCCUAUCCUCAUAAGGCUCAAGCUGAUCAGUUUAGCUCUGCCUUAAAUCUUGUAUUUGAAAGUAUCUCCUAGCUGUCUAAAUUGGAGAGGACAAGAGAUCUCUGUAUUGAAAUAUGCAGAAAGCUUGGCUUUACGAGGAGAAUGGUCCCAAGGAAGUCCUCAAGCUGGGAGACUUCCCUAUUCCAACUCCCCUGCAUAACCAACUUCUUGUCCAAGUUCGAGCUGCUGCUUUGAAUCCUAUCGAUUCCAAAAGGCGGCAGAGACCAAUCUUUUCUUCUGACUUUCCAGUGGUCCCUGGCUGUGACAUGGCUGGUGUGGUGCUAGGAAAAGGCAGCAGUGUUACGAAAUUUGAUGUAGGUGAUGAGAUUUAUGGGAAUAUCCAAGAUUUUAAUGCAGAAGAAAAUUUAAAGCAGCUUGGAACUCUGGCAGAGUUAAUAGUUGUGGAAGAGAGUUUGAUUGCAAGAAAACCGAAAAACCUUUCAUUUGAGGAAGCUGCCAGCUUGCCUUUAGCAGUUCAGACUGCGAUAGAAGGUUUCAAAACUGCAGGUUUUAAAGAGGGGCAAUCGAUUUUUGUAGUAGGUGGAGCAGGUGGUGUUGGAACUUUGGUUGUUCAACUAGCCAAGCACUUGUAUGGAGCUUCUUAUGUUGUGGCUACAACUAGUACCCCAAAGGUGGAAUUUGUUAAAAAGUUGGGUGCUGAUAAAGUUGUAGACUACACAAAGACUAGAUAUGAAGACAUCAACGAGAAAUAUGAUUUCGUCUAUGAUACAAUUGGUGACAGCAAGAAUUCUUCUUUAGUAGCUAAGGAUGACGCGCCAAUUGUUGACAUAACAUGGCCUUUGACUAAUCCAAGAGCUGUUUAUUCGAGCUUGACAGUUUCUGGUGAAAACUUAGAGAAGCUUAGGCCAUAUUUGGAGAGUGGAAAGCUUAAGGCUGUGAUUGAUCCAACUGGCCCUUAUGAUUUUGGAGAUGUAAUUGAAGCUUUUCGGUAUUUGGAAACUGGAAGAGCAAGAGGAAAAGUUGUCAUCUCUCCCUUCCCUUCACAGCAUCUUCCCUCCUCUAUUCCAUCUGAGAGCAAGAACAAUGUAACAUCUGAAAUGGAUCUUAAGAAAAUUUAUGUUUCCUGAGUUGUGCGCCUGAUAGUUCUGAGUAAUAUAUAUGAAUUUACAAGGGCAGGUUUAGCUUGUCAUACCAUGUUCUAAACAAACUAUUCUACCUCUGUAUACUUCAGAUGUUCUGAUGUGAUAAAUAAAAAGGUUCCAUUUCUCAC